Molecule: messenger RNA, 7801 nt
Organism: Lytechinus variegatus (green sea urchin)
Lineage: Eukaryota; Metazoa; Echinodermata; Echinoidea; Temnopleuroida; Toxopneustidae
Product: potassium voltage-gated channel subfamily H member 7-like
Exons: 10
Coding region: 1-3015 (1004 amino acids)
Biological process (GO): membrane repolarization during action potential; potassium ion transmembrane transport
Cellular component (GO): membrane
Molecular function (GO): inward rectifier potassium channel activity
Source: RefSeq, a predicted model, not a curated record
AUGCCGUUCUGGGAUUUCUCAUUCAACACCGCCCCAGCCAAACGAGCGAGGACCGGCUGGUUUGGAUCGGAGAAUGGUGAUGCUAUCCAAAUGAUGGAUUAUGAGGUAUUAUCAUUAGGCCCCGAUGUGCUUCCAGAGUACAAGCUACAGUCGCCUCGGAUCCACAAGUGGACCAUCCUCCAUUACUCACCCUUCAAAGCCGUCUGGGACUGGGUCAUACUCCUCCUGGUCAUCUACACGGCCAUCAUCACCCCCUACAAUGCUGCCUUCCUCCUCAAGAAAGACUCCCCCACCCCAACCACCCCGCCCAGCGAUGACACCGCCUCCACGUCGACCACGGGUUCAAACAGCGCCAACUACAAGCAGCCGCUCACCAUCAUCGAUCUCAUAGUCGACGUCAUGUUCAUCAUAGACAUCCUGAUCAAUUUUCGGACGACAUACGUCAACAAGAAUGACGAAGUGGUCUCGCAUCCCGGCAAGAUCGCUGUGCACUAUUUUAAGGGCUGGUUUCUUAUUGAUGUGGUCGCAGCGAUUCCAUUUGAUCUCCUUCUCUUUGGUUCUGAAAGUGAUCAGUCAACAACCCUCAUAGGCCUUCUCAAAACUGCCCGUCUCCUCCGCCUGGUGCGAGUCGCCAGGAAGCUUGACCGCUACUCGGAGUAUGGCGCGGCCGUCCUCCUCCUUCUCAUGGCGACCUUUGCCCUCAUCGCCCACUGGCUGGCGUGUAUCUGGUACGCGAUCGGGUCGGCAGAGCGACAGCAACUCGAGCAUCAGAUAGGGUGGCUGGAUCACCUUGCCAACGAGACGCACCAGUAUUACGUAGACAAUGUCACCAGCAGUGGGCCAACUAUCAAAUCCAAGUACAUCACCGCGCUUUACUUCACGUUCAGCAGUCUGACCAGCGUUGGUUUUGGCAACGUCUCGCCGAACACCAAUGCGGAGAAAAUCUUCUCAAUCUGUGUCAUGUUGAUAGGAUCACUCAUGUAUGCCAGUAUCUUUGGUAACGUUUCUGCCAUCAUCCAGCGCCUUUACUCCGGCACCGCCCGCUACCACACCCAGAUGCUGAGGGUCAAAGAGUUCAUCCGGUUCCAUCAGAUUCCGAACCCCCUACGACAGAGGUUAGAGGAAUACUUCCAGCACGCAUGGUCGUAUACCAAUGGAAUUGACAUGAAUAUGGUCUUGAAGAGUUUUCCGGAGUGUCUUCAAGCGGACAUUUGUCUCCAUCUCAAUCGGAACCUACUCAACAACAGUCCGGCCUUCAAGGGGGCGAGUCCUGGCUGCCUCAGAGCCCUCUCCAUGAAGUUCAAGACGACUCACGCACCGCCGGGUGACACCCUCAUCCACCGUGGUGACGUCUUGAGGGCUCUUUACUUUAUUUCCAGAGGCUCCAUUGAAAUUCUAAGAGAAGAUGUGGUACUUGCCAUCUUAGGUAAAGAUGAUGUGUUCGGGGAGAACAUUUGUGAACAUGAGAUUGUCGGCAAGUCGAAAUGCAACGUGCGUGCCCUGACAUAUUGUGACCUCCACAAGAUCCUAAGAGAUGACCUUUUGGAAGUCCUUGAGAUGUACCCAGAGUUUGCCGAACAGUUCACCAAGAAUCUGGAAAUAACCUUUGAACUUAGAGACGAACAAGCUGCAUUAGGAAAGGAGCCAGAACCAGAGAUUAAAUCUUGCAAGAUUCCAGAAACAGUACUCCAUGAUGAAAGAGAAAAGCCAAAUGAUUUCAAAUACCAGCCGAAAAGUGAGAUUGGUGUCAUUAAUAAAGACGCCCAGGCACGGCGGAUGAAGUUCGCCCAGAACCAAUCCGGUAGCUCCGGCCACAACAGCAUCCCGACCCUCGACUCCAGCGACGACGACGAGUGCGGCAGGGGCAUCCUCGAGUUCUCGCCCGACAUGGCGGGGCGCGACGUUACCCCUGCCCCCGAGAUCCUGCAGGGGCACGAGGAGAACCGGAGGAGCGGUGGAGGGGUGGAAGGAGGAGGUGGUGGGGGCAGCCGAGGGGGUAGCUUCAAUACGAUAGCAGGUAUAGAUUCGCAUUCCUGCUUCCCUUCCUUCAAAGACUGGUUGAAUAGGGAGCAACAGGGUAGCGGUCAGGAUGAAAGGAUACAGCUGAUUCCUCUUGAUAUUGCACAAACUUCACCAGCUUCAAUAGAAUCUAGAGGUGCAUUAGCGGGAGUCAACAAUAUAGUGAAUGCUGUUACGGGUACCAGAGGGGCGAGUCCAGACUCAUCCCCGAUCAUGAAGCGAAAAGCACGGCAUUAUUCCAAUAACCAGAACGGGAAGAAUGGCCAAAGAGGUUCUCAACAACCUGAUAUUAUUGUAGAAGAUGUGAGCAGUUUUGUAUCUAAUCCCGAUAUCGAGAGGCGGUUAGAUGACCUUCAGCGUCAGAUGAAUCGCUUGGAGGUGAAGGUGACGGGGGACAUGAACUCUAUUUUGGACAUUCUGCACAGGAUGCAUCAGAUGUACGCAUCGCCCCCGCAGCUGCUGCCGAGUCGCGUCAGGCAGCAACGUCCGGCCCUCCCCCGCAUGCGCUCGGCUCCCUCGCACCCCCAUACCUCGCAUAGUUCCAGUUCCCCAGAAAGGAGCAUCCUUAAAACCCACAGCACGGACUUCCCCGCUCCCCCGCACAGCAAGAGCAGCUCAAGGCAUGCACGAACUUCGGCUCGAAGUGAGCCCUCGUUGACGGGGAGCGGAGGAAUAGGAAGGCUGCCCCAGGAUCGAGACGGACGCGAUGGAGGCGUGUCGUCUCUGGAUAGUCCAGAAUCGGUGGAAGAUGGCCCCGUCAGCAGGCGGAGACCUAAACCUCCCGAAAGCUUGAUCCUAUCAUCGUUGUCAGAUGUCUCUGUAGAUAGUCAUAGUAGUAUACACUCGGAGGAGGCUCCUGUCUCCUCACCCCUCUUCACUCAAUCUGCCCACAUACCAAAGAGCAGCUCCAUGCCGGCAUCCAGCUCCACCAGGAUCUCAUGGAAUGGAGCUGACGGAGACUCCACCAGUCCACCAAUCAGGAAUACAGAUGUAUAGCCAACCUGCAGGUCAUGGUCCCGAUUGACCAAUGAGGCGCCCUGUUACAACACCCAGAAUCAUGGUUGUAGCUGACCCAACAGCAUCCUGAUUGCAGAGUGACUGUAGUUCUUGAUCAACGCUUGCCAAUCAGCACCUUUGAUGUAUAGCCAACCCGUAGGUUAUGUUUGACCAAUGCUGAACUUCAAUGUGGCAUCCAGAAUCCUAGUUAAACUUGGACAUACAGGUGCCAUUCAGGUUCAUGAUCCAAACCACGGUCAUGGUUGUAGCUGACAAGUUAGAAAAGCAGACCUAUUUAUGGGGUAGCAAUUGACCAAGAGAAGCAAUGAUUGUAUUGGCAAAAGCAUUGAGGAAUAUGAAGAUGUGUUCUGUAACACCAUCCAAGAUCUUCAAUUGAAUUGGUGUUUUAACCAUUGUGAUAAGAAUAUCUAUGCUAUAUGAAGCUGCAUUGAAAAGACACAUCUUUUUCUUGGUUUAUACUAUGAAAUUGAUUAUUUCUUGUGAUAUAAAAGUAAAGAGUUGGAUUUUGUGUCAAUAUGGAAUGCUUGGAAAAGUCAAUCAUUGAAGCAGUGAUUAUUCGGAAGGGGAGACAUGUUGCUACUGGGGUAACAAACCUUGUUUGUUAAAAAAAGAGGAAUAUUUGAAUGGGUGAGUGAAAAAAAAAGCUGACAUUAUAUUGUAUCAGAUUGAAGAGAAUUCUGUUUUAGGUGGUUUGAUGGCUACAGUUUUGAAGAGAGAGAGAAAUGGGAUCCAAAUUCAUGAUUAUUAAAACACAGAAGUGACUUCCCAGAAAACUCGGAAUACAUAAAAGGUUUUAUCACAGUUCAAGCUUCAUUUUAGGGUCAGUGCUGUAAAGGUUGACUCAUCACCAACACCAAAUGGUCCACACUGAACUUGGAAUCUCCCAUGGUAUUUGCCCUGCAUCAUGGCUGUGUCACCCAGUUACAUGCUAGAAUACUCCCCAGGGAGUGGAGGCUGUGUAUACACUGUACUUGGGUAGGUCUGAUUGGGUGUUGAUGACUUAGGUGAUGAUAAUCGGUUAGUGCUUAGACAGUAUGAUUAUUAUUGUUAAAGAUAUAGAGCUAAACACGUGUUAUGCGAGAGCAAAAGAGUAGAAAAAAAGGGACAAAGAAAUCAGAAAUCUUCGCUUGAUGGCUAUUGUUAAAAAGGAAAUGUUUGGCCAGUAUUAAAGUUUGAUAUAUUACAGGUUCCAAGCUGGUAAUUUACUGGAAGGUGUAUAUUCUUAAAGGAAAUGGAUAAUUAGGAAUGGUGAAGAAUGUAAAGAAAGUGAAUAAUGUACAAAUUGCUGACUAGUUGAAUGGUCUUGUAUUCUAUAGAUGAAAGAGAAAAAUAAAUACAUUUUCCAAAGAGCAGUACAUUUAAAAUUAUUACCUAGUGGACAUUAUGAUGGGUCCCAGUUCUCUGUGUGAUUAUGAAAAGAUACAAUUUUCUCAUAAUUGGGAGAGUACAUAAUAUUUUAAUGAAUUUCAAUGAAUUAUUUUCAGAAAAUUAGCAUUUUUUAUUCUAAAAAGAGAAAGAAAAUAUGAGAACGCAUUGCAAGACAAAAAUGAAAUUAAAUCUACCAUAGACCUGCAGAAAAUUUUAUCGAACCAAUGUCGGCCGGAAUUUAUGUACUACAGAAUGCACUCAUAUCGAUCACUUCACUCUCUCUUUUUUAAAUUUAACAUAUUUUAUUUCUAAUUAUCGCUUGGUCAUGAAAAUUUGUGUAUGUCACCAAUGAACAUAAAAGUUAAGCGUACUGGAGAACGUGGAAUUUGCAAUCUGGAAAAUUAAAAAAAUUGGGGACCCUAACAGUGUUGAAUAUAUCCUGUGGAUAUAUAAGAAGGAAAGGAAAGCUUUACAUGUGCAUAGCUGCCAAUUUAAGAGCCACAUUGCUUAAAGGAUAAAUCUCAUGUGCUAGUUACAUAUAAUUUUUACAUUUUAAUUUCAGUUCCAUAUUUUCUGUGAUUUAAACCAUAUUGGUAUAAAACUAAAUUUGACAUUCAUGAUACUUUGAUCUCUCACCCAAAUAAUUAUUAAACCUAAAUAAGUUUUGUCUCUGUAUGUUUUGAACCAUUAUGAUCAAUUUGUCUUUCUUAUGAAAAAGUAGGUUUUCAUUCUAUUUUAGUCGUAGGUAUUUUACGAUGAUUUAUUUUCAUAGCAUAUUGAUCCUUAAAUCGGAAGAUUUACAAUAUGAUGCGCCAUUCAUUGAUUGCAGUGGACAGGCCAAAAUUCACAAUGCCUCAUAGGAAAAAGUCGACAUCUGUUGUGCGCACUAGUACUAUAGUGCAUGCAUGCAUGCGAUUAUUCAGCGCUGGCCGACGCGGCUUGACCGGAUAUGCUGUAUACUAGUCCAGGAUGUGUAAUGGAAAUGUACAUGCAUAUUUCUAACCAUUUUUGGUGGAUCCUUGCCAUAUGGUUUUCAUUUUUGAAGCAUCAAAGUCACAUUAUAGUACACUGGAACCGUGCGCUGCCUGCGCCUGAUGUCCCCGAAGUUAGAAAUUUGGCCUGUUCACCAUAACUGAUAGAUAGCGCACCAUAUCGUCAAUCCACCGAAUUCUAGAAUAAUGAAUCCUUUAUGGUUGUGCCAUAUGUAUUCCCAUUCAGAUGUUUUGAUUAUUCAGAGAAAUUAGGUGUUUUACAUUCCUUCCACGUUUUAUAUGUUACAUGUUUUAUGUUUUUAUGUUUUUCAAAGAUAAUCCCAAUUCGUAUUAACUAUAUGUCAAAUAUUGACAUUAUUGAAAAUGAUGUCUUUCCCCAUUUAUGCAGGAUAUAUUUCAGUUUGUUCAUGAGAUCACAAAUCUUUCUUACUUUUCAUCUUUAGAGAAAAUGGCUGGUUUAAUUUCAACUUGAGUUUUACUUAAACUGUGUGGUAUUUAUUUUAUAAUUUUGAGUAUCAUUAUGAGCUGUGAGCCAAGUUUUUUUUUAGCAUACCGGGCACUAAAAAAAAGAGAAAACAAUAAAUGUAUAGUCUGGGAAUGAUAACUGUGAUAUUUUCCUGCACUAUUUCAAGCGUUAAGACAAAAACCUAAUCAACCGAGAGUAAAGAACGCACUGAAAGCUAUAAAACAUUAAAGGUCAAUAAGACAUAGUUGGCUUCCCAUAAGUGUAGCUUACAUUGAACCAGAGUUCAGAAUAUAAACUUGUAAGUCAGUGAAUACUGUCUUGUAAUUUAUCAUUGAUGGUUUAGUACAUAAUAAUUAUCAAAUAUUUUUCAUCAGUAAUUAAUUAUAAAUCAUAAACCAAGUAUGUCUGAUUUAAUGAUGCCUGAAACAGCGCUCAAUUGUUCUAGUUUUGCCUUUGAAAAAUCAAUUCAUGUUUAAAGAAGCCAGCUGUGUGCAAUCUGCUUUGGAGAUAUAUUCUGAUUUGAAUAUUCAGCAUAUUAUUGAGAUAACAUAUAUAUCAAAUGACUUGAAUAAUUGUCAUAUAUAUCUGUAUUGCGCUACAUUUUAACAUGCCAUUCAACUUAAAGUUAUGAAUAAACUAUGUAUUUUUAUUCACAAGUACAUGUACAUAAAUACUAUUUGAAGAAUGAAAUCGCUGUGUGUAUUUUAUUGGAUUCAUGCCACUCAUACCAUUAAUUGUCUGAACUGUUCAGAGCACAUAUACCUUGCGAAAGGUUGUGCUGGCAUAUACAUUGUGAUGUAGCAUUACGUGUGAUUAUUCUCAAUGGAAAAAAAUAUUUUACACAGCAUAUAUGUAUAUUGCAAUGCAAAUUUGCUGAUCACUGAUCUCCUGAAGUGUCCAACCAUGUAAUCGUGACUCAAAAUUCAUUGAAUCUUUUCAAGAAUUUUCACAGAUACGUACUGUAACAACAAGAAUACAUAUCUAACAUUUUGCAUAUUUAACCAACUGAAAUUUGUCUUUAAGUUUAACUAUGUUUGAAAAUGAAAAAAAAACCUCCAUAAAAUAUAACUUUUGAAUAUUAAUAUACCAUUUACUUGAAGUAUAAUAUUAGUGCAGUCUUACUGUUUUCAUUUUUUAUUGUGGGGGGAUAUAUAACCCUUAAUUUGUAUUUCUAAGUAAUAUAUUGAAACUUCUGUCCUGUAAAUGAAUGUAAAAAUUAGUGGCAGAAUUUAUCCCGUUUCAGAUUCAGAAAGAGGAAAUAGUGCAUGAAUAACAUCGCAAUGCAAAGCUCAGAAAUAUGUUUGCGUACUACAGUGUAAGUCAAUGUGGUAUGAGGCGUCAAUAUUUUUACAGAGGCAAACUACUAUAAUUAUGACAAAAAACACAUUGCACAAUGUUGUUUAAGCCCAUCACACUAACAGAAAGUUGUUUAAAGUUUUUAUCAAUUGUCAAACUUUUUCAAAUUGUUUAAACUUUUUAAAAGUAUUUGUUCAAAACUUUAAAAAAUUGUUUAAAACUUUAAAGUUCAAAGAUUCAAAUUAAUGUUUAGAGCUUUGAGCAUGAGUUGUUAGAGUGAUGGUCUUAAACAACAUUCUUAAAAUCUAAACAGUAUCUAUUCAGAGUUGCAUGGACAAACUCAUGAUAUCAUUCAACAUGACUCAUGAUAUCAUAAUCAAAUCUUAACAGGACCUUUGUCCAUACAACUGUUGACCUUUUUUACAGCUUGAAGCAUAUGCACAAUUAUUGGAAUAAGUGGUUCAAAUCGCUUGAAUUCUGUACAAAGCUUUGGUCGUCAUUGUUACUCAAACACAUCUAAGUGUGAUGUAUCGAUGCCAUGCUUCAGUAUGUAAUAUCCUGCUGAUGUUAUGUUAUUGAAGAUAUAUUUAUUCAAUUAUCAUUGUGAUAAGUCGAGCAUUAUGCGUUUUGUAUUUUACAUGUA